Molecule: messenger RNA, 795 nt
Organism: Stegodyphus dumicola
Lineage: Eukaryota; Metazoa; Arthropoda; Arachnida; Araneae; Eresidae
Product: regulator of G protein signaling 10-like
Biological process (GO): regulation of G protein-coupled receptor signaling pathway
Cellular component (GO): cytoplasm; nucleus; plasma membrane
Molecular function (GO): GTPase activator activity
Source: RefSeq, a predicted model, not a curated record
AAAAUUCAAAUGGCGAAGUUAGCAAAAGAAAUUUACGAUCAUCAUCUACGACCCGGCGCUUUAGAAGCGGUUAAUAUAAACAGCCAUACACGCCAAUAUGUACUAUGUAAUCUUCAAAAUCCUCCAUCUGAUCUUUUCGCACAAGCUGAAAAAGAAGUAUUUACGCUAAUGAAAUUCGACUGCUAUCAGAGAUUUUUGAAGUCUGAUUUAUUUGUAGAAUGCUUGACUGCUGAAAAGCUAGGAAAACCUUUGCCUUGCAGUUACAUGUCUGGUUCCAAAAGUCCAAGCAGUACUAGAUUUCGCAGUAAAAGUCGUGAUAGGAAUAGACUUCACACUUCCAAAAAAACAAAUUCAACUAAUUACAAUUCUGAGAAAAGAAUUGAUCUGAACUCUAUAGAAGAUGACUCUUGCACUCCCACUAGGAGAUCAUUUUUGACUUGCAAAAAGGAUAUUAGUGCUGUGUGGAACCGGUUACAAGACCGCCUCGAUGAUCAACGAACUGAACUACGUUGUAAUAUACCAGAACUUGUGCUUUGUAAAGAGACUAAUACUGUACUAUAAAGAAUUUCACAUUUUCACUCGCUGAAAGAUCAUUGAAGAAACUCUCCUCAGCAUACUGAUAAUGGAGUGUAAUUAGCAAAACCACUGUUUGCUAAAUGUAAAUAUUUAUGUAUUUUUAAAUUGUUUGCUGUCUUUACAGUAUAAAUUCUGUCCAUCUUUCAUUGCAGUCGCAGACGAUGUGUCGAACUAUAAAAUAUAAUUCAAAAAAUAAAAUUUUUUUCGUAAAAAAACUGA